CAACGUCGUACCCUGCGCGAGUUUCAGACCAUUGCCGGCUGGGUCAACUGGGCCCUCAACGUCUACCCCAUCUUGCGCCCUGGCCUCUCCGAGCUCUAUGAAAAGACUCGGGGCAAGUCUUUACCCCAUGCUCCCAUCUGGGUCAACAAGACGAUGAAGAUGCAGUUGUGCUGGAUUGCCGACCACAUCGCCACGUCGGAUGGGAUCUAUAUGAUGGACUCCAACACCUGG
This is a messenger RNA of Schizophyllum commune H4-8, 231 nucleotides long. RefSeq lists its product as uncharacterized. The transcript has a single exon. Lineage: Eukaryota; Fungi; Basidiomycota; Agaricomycetes; Agaricales; Schizophyllaceae. The record is from RefSeq and is a predicted model, not a curated record. The annotation marks the transcript as partial.